AUGCUUAGAGCUUUCAGAAGCGCCGUCCCACGCGCCCAGGUGUUGAAGGCACAACUCAGACCGGUGGUUGGUGGUCCUUUCACCAAGCGUUGGUUCGCCAGCGCCACCGACUCCUUCUUGCAAGGCAACAACUCCAACUACAUCGACGAAAUGUACGAUGCCUGGAGACAAGACCCCACCAGUGUGCACGUCUCGUGGCAGGCAUACUUCAAGAACAUCGAGUCCGACCAUGUGCCUACCUCGCAGGCCUACUCGGCUCCUCCCACCAUCAUCCCCACUCCUGCUGGCGGAGCCGCCGGUUUCGUGCCUGGCUCGCUGCCCAUGAGCGAGGACGUGGUCACUCACUUGAAGGUCCAGUUGUUGGUGCGUGCCUACCAGGUCAGAGGCCACCAAAAGGCCAAGAUUGACCCCUUGGGCAUCUCCUACGGUGAGAACUCCGACAUCCCCAAGGAAUUGACCUUGGACUACUACGGCUUCUCGGAAGCAGACUUGGAAAAACAGAUCACCUUGGGCCCAGGAAUCUUGCCCAGAUUCGCCGAGGCCGGCAAGAAGUCGUUGUCGUUGAAGGAGAUCAUCGCCAACUGUGAAAAGUUGUACUGCCAAUCCUACGGUGUGGAAUACAUCCACAUCCCCUCCAAGGAGCAAUGUGACUGGUUGAGAGAAAGAAUCGAAAUCCCAACCCCCUUCAAGUACUCCGCCGACCAAAAGAGACAGAUCUUGGACCGUUUGAUCUGGGCCUGUUCCUUCGAAUCGUUCUUGGCCACCAAGUUCCCUAACGACAAGAGAUUCGGUUUGGAAGGUGCCGAGGCUAUCGUCCCCGGUUUGAAGGCCUUGAUCGACACCUCAGUCGAGUAUGGUGUCGAGGACGUCGUCAUCGGUAUGCCCCACAGAGGUAGAUUGAACAUGUUGUCCAACGUUGUGCGUAAGCCCAAUGAGUCUAUCUUCUCUGAAUUCACUGGUUCCAAGGAAUUCGACGAAGGUUCUGGUGAUGUCAAGUACCACUUGGGUAUGAACUACGCCAGACCAACCACCUCCGGUAAGCACGUCAACUUGUCGCUUGUGGCCAACCCAUCCCACUUGGAAGCUGAAGACGGUGUCGUUUUGGGUAAGACCAGAGCCAUCAUGCAGUACAAGAACGACAUUGGUGAGUACAAGAAGGCCAUGCCUGUCUUGUUGCACGGUGAUGCCGCUUUCUCCGCCCAAGGUGUGGUUUACGAGACCAUGGGUUUCGCCAACUUGCCAGCCUACUCCACUGGUGGUUGUAUCCACAUCAUUGUCAACAACCAGAUUGGUUUCACCACUGACCCAAGAUUCGCCAGAUCCACCUUAUACCCAUCCGACAUUGCCAAGGCUAUCAACGCUCCUAUCUUCCACGUGAAUGCCGACGAUAUCGAGGCCUGUAUCUUUGUCUUCAACUUGGCUGCUGAAUGGAGAGCCACUUUCCACUCUGAUGUCAUCAUUGACGUUGUUGGUUACCGUAAGCACGGUCACAACGAAACCGAUCAACCAUCUUUCACCCAACCAUUGAUGUACCAAAAGAUCGCUGAAAAGAAGUCCGUUCUUGACUACUACACCACCCAAUUGAUCGAAGAAGGUUCUUUCACCACCGAGGACGUCAACGAGCACAAGAAGUGGGUCUGGAAUCUCUUAGAAGAGUCUUUCAGCAAGUCUAAGGAGUACGAGCCAACUUCCAGAGAAUGGUUGAGUACCCCAUGGGAAGACUUCAAGUCUCCAAAGGAAUUGGCCACCGAAGUCUUGCCUCACUUGCCAACCGCUGUUGAAGAAGACACCUUGAAGAAGAUCGGAAACGCUAUCUCUGAAGCUCCAGAAGGUUUCGAAAUCCACAGAAACUUGAAGCGUAUUUUGAACACCAGAAAGAAGUCUGUUGAAACCGGUAAGGACAUUGACUGGGCUACUGGUGAAGCCUUGGCUUUUGGUUCUUUGGCUUUGGAAGGUUACCACGUCAGAGUUUCCGGUCAAGAUGUUGAAAGAGGUACUUUCUCUCAACGUCACGCCGUCUUGCACGACCAAUCUUCUGAAAAGACCUGGACUCCAUUGAACCACUUGUCUGAAGACCAAGGUGCUUUCAGCAUUUCUAACUCCUCCUUGUCCGAGUACGGUGUCAUGGGUUUCGAAUACGGUUACUCCUUGACCUCUCCAGAUGCUUUGGUUCAAUGGGAAGCUCAAUUCGGUGAUUUCGCUAACACUGCCCAAGUUAUCAUUGAUCAAUUCAUUGCUGCUGCCGAAUCCAAGUGGAAGCAACGUUCCGGUAUUGUCUUGUCCUUACCUCACGGUUACGAUGGCCAAGGUCCAGAACACUCUUCCGGUAGAAUUGAAAGAUACUUGCAAAUGUGUAACGAAGACCAACGUUUCUUCCCUGCCCCAGAAAAGUUAGAACGUCAACAUCAAGACUGUAACAUGCAAGUUGCUUACCCAACCACCCCAUCCAACUUGUUCCACUUGUUACGUCGUCAAAUGCAUAGACAAUUCAGAAAGCCUUUGGUUCUUUUCUUCUCCAAGUCCUUGUUGCGUCACCCAUUGGCCAGAUCUCCAUUAGAAGAAUUCAUUAACGAUUCUCACUUCCAAUGGAUCAUUGAAGACAUUGAAUUGGGUAAGUCUAUUGCUCCAAAGGAGGAGAUCAAGCGUAUUGUUCUCUGUACCGGUCAAGUUUACGCUGCCUUGCACAAGAAGCGUGCUUCUAUCGAAGACAAGCACACUGCCUUCAUCAAGGUUGAACAAUUGCAUCCUUUCCCAUACGCUCAAUUGCGUGAUGCUAUUAACAGCUACCCUGCCGUUGAAGAUUUGGUCUGGUGUCAAGAAGAACCAUUGAACAUGGGUGCUUACUCUUUUGUUGCCCCUCGUCUUGCUGUCACUAUUGAGCAAACUGACAAGUCUGGCUUGACUUUGCGUUAUGCCGGUCGUGACCCAUCUGCCUCUGUUGCUGCUGGUUCCAAGUCCAUGCACACUACUGAAGAAGAAGCUUUCUUGGCUGAAGUCUUCCAAGAGAACUAG
Messenger RNA from Suhomyces tanzawaensis NRRL Y-17324, 3012 nucleotides. It is a transcript of the gene KGD1, whose product is annotated as alpha-ketoglutarate dehydrogenase. Gene Ontology annotation, molecular function: thiamine pyrophosphate binding; oxoglutarate dehydrogenase (succinyl-transferring) activity. The transcript has a single exon. Gene Ontology annotation, biological process: tricarboxylic acid cycle. NCBI's taxonomy places the organism in Eukaryota, Fungi, Ascomycota, Pichiomycetes, Serinales, Debaryomycetaceae. Gene Ontology annotation, cellular component: oxoglutarate dehydrogenase complex; mitochondrion. The record is from RefSeq and is a predicted model, not a curated record. Bases 1 to 3012 code for a protein of 1003 amino acids.